AUGGACAUCAGCCUGGGGAACAGAGGAGGCCGGAGGAUGCCCGUAUGCCAGGCUGCCACACGCCCCCAAGGCUCAGCGUUAUGCCAGAAACCCUACCAAGUUCAAAGUAAUCUGGCCAGCCCCCGCCCCCACCUGGCCCCUGCCCUGAAGGACACAACCGACCAACUAGGUGACACAGGUCUUUGGCAACAGAGUAACCUACAGCUUCCAGCAGGGAGGUCCCCGGGGAGGUCCCGAGAGCCCUUUGCACAGCAGAGUAACCUGUGCUACAGAGGAAUCCCUAGUUCUCAUUUGCGCAACAGCUGCCUGCCACCAACAGGCCCAUCCUCCUGCCAGAGGCAGACACUCCAGGUCACAGACACCCUCUGCUUGGACAUGAGACUCUCUGGGGGCUUGGCACCUCUUGACAAGUGCACACGGCCCGGCCCCAGGCUCUGGUGUGGUUCAGGGAGCAGGGUACCCAGGCUCAUGGGGGAGCCCCUUACCUUGGAGGAUCUGUCUGUGUCUGUCCACUGCCAGUCUUGGGCCCAUUCCUGUUCCGCAUGCAGCUCCGCGAGGCCCGGCUGGAGGCAGCAUGGGGACAGCAUGCAGAAGCCCUGCAGGCCUGGAGCUUCCAAGAGGUGCUUUAGGGCCUGGCAACGGCUCACUCAAAGAGCGGCCCAGUACAGGAGACACCUGGCCCGCCAAAGAGUGAGGCUCCUGAGGAUAUGCCUGGGACAGUGGAUGAAGAUGAGGCAGCUCCAGGCCUCAGAUGUGGCAAAGGUGGCUCAGUUGGCCUUCUACCAGCAGAAGGCAGGGAAUAAGACCUUCAGCAUCUUAGUCCCAGGAACUGCCGCCACCCAUUGCCUGGAGACAGUGGUCCAGGCCCAGCAGCUACCCAUGGAGCCAGAUCGGUGCUCCCUAUGGGAAGCCUGCCAAAUGUUGGCCCUGCACCGGGUCCUGCUGCUCUGGAGGACGCGACUUUACCAGCACCAGCAAGCCGUCUCCUUUUUGCAGGGCAUGCAGAAGCGGGUUCUGCAGUACCUCCUGAGGCAGUGGCGCUUGAGGGUCUGGGGUCCAGACCCUCCCUCAAGCAGCCUGGAGACCAUGUUAGCACUGGAGCUAUGGGACAACAGCCUGGGAGGGGAGGCCUGGCCCAGCUGCAGAACAUCAGGAGGGUCACUGGAGAAGGUGCGGGUCCAGCAGACUCAGGGAGCAGUGAGGUGGUACAGGCGUACCCUCCAGAGGCGCUAUUUCCAGGCCUGGUGUGAACGCAUGAGGGACGUAGAAGCGUCCCCGGGCCAGCAUCAAGGACAAGCCUUCCAGGACGACCUGAGAAGAGGCCUGGGGGCCACACUUGCUAGCUCACAGGAGGCCUGCAGAGCGGGGCCCCUGGCACAGGAUCGAGGUUGUGUUGUCCUUGGCCUGCAGGAACAGGCACCGACAGUGUCAGUGGAUCCAGGCUUCGCAGCGGGCCAGGUGCCUGGCAAGGGCAUGGCAGCUCUGGGUAGAUGUUUACUGGGCGGAGCAGCUGUCUCGGACCCUGCUCAGACAGUGGCACCUGGACCAGGCCUGGAGGACAUGGCGGAAAAGGGUCCUUCAGCUGCAGGUGGCUCAGCGGUUACUCCAGCAGGAAGAAGCUGGGCCUUUGGAAAGUGGUAUCGGCGCCUGGUAGCCAAGAGCCCACGAGAAGAACCAGACAUAGCAGGUGUGGAGCAGAGCAGGGCCCAGCAGCAGCUGUGCUGUGAGCUACGCCACCCGAGAAACAAACAGAAUUGGGCCAGGCCCACAGCUGGAGGCUCAGCUCCCAGAGCUCUGGGGGCACAAUAA
Messenger RNA from Microtus oregoni (creeping vole), 1809 nucleotides. RefSeq names its product chromosome unknown C1orf167 homolog (gene CUNH1orf167). Lineage: Eukaryota; Metazoa; Chordata; Mammalia; Rodentia; Cricetidae. The record is from RefSeq and is a predicted model, not a curated record.